Messenger RNA from Dibothriocephalus latus, 156 nucleotides. The record is from the annotation of a GenBank genome assembly. NCBI's taxonomy places the organism in Eukaryota, Metazoa, Platyhelminthes, Cestoda, Diphyllobothriidea, Diphyllobothriidae.
AUGUCCGGCAAGCAACUGGACGAUGCAGAGCCGCCAAUGGGCAACAGUCCCAACCGCAGAGGAGUCGAUAACAGCCUCUACACCCCUGACAUCAAGAGGCCGACAUUCGACAGCUCUCCCGCCGGUGCUCAGACGAUGGCCCGCUGUCUGGGCGAG